Cucurbitaria berberidis CBS 394.84 is the source of this 1107-nucleotide messenger RNA. RefSeq lists its product as uncharacterized. The transcript has a single exon. The record is from RefSeq and is a predicted model, not a curated record. Bases 1 to 1107 code for a protein of 368 amino acids. Lineage: Eukaryota; Fungi; Ascomycota; Dothideomycetes; Pleosporales; Cucurbitariaceae.
AUGAGCGCCAUGGAUAGCACAACAAUCUCUCCGCAAGUCAACCCGCCCGCAGCCGCCGCGCCCCUUAUCCGCAAUAGCGAGCCGGCCGCAGACGAAGGUAUACUGGCCAAGGGAAAGAAGAUUCUUGGCCUCGGCAAGAAGCAGGGAGGUGCUAAAGACCAACAUGUUGAAAAGGCAGAAGCGACUGGACGCACCAUGUCUCCAACCUCUGCGCCAACGCUGUUACCCUCGCCGCCCCUCACCAUGUCACCGACGGACCGAAGAGCGUCACCUCGGGGCAGCCCUCGAAUGUUACCAGUGGGCGCAUCUCCCAAUCGCCGCAUCAAUCGCUCCUCUUCGCCCGGCCUCCAUUCACCGUCUUCGUCCUCGAUCUUUGAGCGCAACGUACAAGAGCCCGAGCCAUCGGCAGAUGUUCCAGCACAUAUCAAAACUGAAGACUACAUACCACCUGCGUUGGACGCCUCUUCGUUGGCGAUUACAGACAACCACCUGAACCCCGAUGAGGUGGAGAUUGUAAUGCACUCGGCACAUCAGCCUGCCUCUGCAGCUGUCGCUGGAAGCAUGGCUGAUUCGUCGGUGUACUCGCCGUCUCUCCGGCAUGAAGACACUUCGGCUUCCGGGCAUGCUGACAUGACCGAAUCAGCGUCAGGCUACGGCUCACUGGACAUGUCUGAUCCGCGCCGUUUGAGCUUCAUUUCAUUCGCAGACGUGGUGCAGGCAGAACACGUCGAGCAGGACAGACAGGAGAUGUUGGGCUCCAACGACGCGUUGCAAUUCACAAGUCUCUCGGCAAAGGCCAAUCGAUCGCCCUCUCCCGUGACAUCUCCUGCAUCCUCGCACGGAUUGAGCGCAUCCCCACCCCUGAGUGGAGCUGCGUCUCCAAAGGUGGCAGAUCACGGAAGCACGCGAUCUCCUGGUAGCCCUACUUCUCCUACAGCUGUUGGCACGCACAGCCCUCCGUUAGGCGGAGAGCCGCCUCUUCAGAUCGAGACCAUGCGACAGGCGCUGCGGAAAACGCAUUCUGGCGACUUGAGUGGCUUCCGAUCUCAACCCUUGAGCGCUGUCAGUCUGGAAGACAACGCAGCUGACAAGCCUCCAUUCAAGUAA